Colletotrichum tamarilloi is the source of this 165-nucleotide messenger RNA. RefSeq lists its product as uncharacterized. The coding region runs from base 1 to 165 and encodes 54 amino acids. Lineage: Eukaryota; Fungi; Ascomycota; Sordariomycetes; Glomerellales; Glomerellaceae. The record is from RefSeq and is a predicted model, not a curated record. The transcript has a single exon.
AUGCCUCAUGUCAUGUCGGCUACCCGCCCCCCUCGAGUUCCCGUGCGCCCGUUCGGACGACUUGCACCUCGAGUCGUGAGAUUGGCGUCCUGGCGUCCACCAACUCAACGCCCGCCAACGCCACAUUGGCUCAAAAAGUUUGCCCGCCCAUCUGCUCUGCUCUAG